This is a messenger RNA of Ficedula albicollis (Collared flycatcher), 2278 nucleotides long. RefSeq names its product zinc finger B-box domain containing (gene ZBBX). NCBI's taxonomy places the organism in Eukaryota, Metazoa, Chordata, Aves, Passeriformes, Muscicapidae. The transcript has 18 exons. The record is from RefSeq and is a predicted model, not a curated record. Gene Ontology annotation, cellular component: motile cilium. Gene Ontology annotation, biological process: cilium movement. The coding region runs from base 188 to 2098 and encodes 636 amino acids.
CAGGCCUAGGACCGGGACAGCCCCCGCCGGGCCUUACCUGUGAGCAGGCAGUUUUCCAUUUGGGAUAUUUCCAAUCCUCAACUUUUCCUUUUCAUUCACUGGUUCCUGCUGUCCCCAGGAAGUGAGAUCCAGGAGCUGCAGAAGACUUUCCAAGCACCCUGCCAGCUGAAAAGUUAUACUGGGCAUCAUGAAUGUCAAUGAUUUUGUAAUUCUCCCAGGCUCAAAAGCUGGAACCUCAAUGAGAUUAAAAACAAAAACUGUCAAGGAAUUGCAGUUGGAGAAAGCACAGUUAGAAACAGAAAACAAAGAGAUGGAGAAGAGAUUAUGGCAACUGCAGUCAAACAUGAGCAGAGAAAAAGAAGAGAGGAGGAUGUUAGGUGCUUAUCAUUGGAAAUCUGGGCAGGCAGGACCACCAAGGACAACCCAAGCCCAGGCUGUGGUACAAAAUAAUGAAAACAGGAAGAAGAUUUCUCCAGAGAAAGUGAAGUUGCGAAUACUCAAGAACGAAAUUCAAGAGCCAGUGAAAAAACCAGUUAAGCCUGAAAGAAGAAAUGUUGUGGCUCAUGAAAAAUUGGGAGUGAAGGGGAUGGCCUGUGGACCACCUAAAAUUAAGGGUGGGCUGCUGGAGCCAGCCUCAGAACCAGCCUGUGCAAACCUUGGAAAGCAGGACAAAGGAUUGUUGCUGAGUGGUGCCUUUGAUGAGGAGGUGUCUGCCAAGUCUUUUCAGGAUGCUUUGCUUCAGUGGAGUAAAGGAAAAAGUGAUCCUGGAGGAGAUCCAUGUGCCAGUGGGGUCCCAUCAGAGCCUGUGGGGGUUUGUGAGGUGCAGACCAAUGUUACUGCUCUGAAGGAACCCAUCCAUGUGGAAUUCCAGAAGGAUGGUCCGACCUACAUGGAGAAACUCCUGCUGAAGAAAUACAGAAGAACUCCUGUCGAUCAGUUUUUUUCAAGUUGCAUGAAAGAUUCAAGGCCUGUGCAAGCCCUGAGUGUUCAUCAGGCUGGGGCUGGAGGAGGGGGACAAGGAGAAGAUGAUGAUGAUGGCAUUGAGGAGUUAACAGAUGAAGAGGUGAAGAAAUACUGGGCAUCUGUUUAUAGAGUGGCAGAAUCCAACACUGUUUCUGAAAAUGCAGAGUCCUCUUUGAAAAUUGAGUUCCUUGAUGAUUCUCCUACCAAGGAUCUGGAAGAAUCUUCACAUUAUUCAGUGGAGGAAACUGGAGAUGGGGGGAUGAGUAAACAAGGAGAAACUUUCCCACUGGAUUGUGGAAGCAAUCCUGUUUCUCCUAAAGAAAUUUCUCAAGAAAAACCAAUUGUCUGCAGUGAUCUUGAGAUAAAUGCAGUGCAGGAGGAGAGUACUGAACCAAAGGCUGGGGGAACAUCACUGAGCUCCUGUGAACUUCCUAAGGAAGUCUCUGACCUCACUGAAGCAAUGAGCAAAGAUCUCCUUGGGACUGAACUAAAGAGCAGCAGAGAUCUCCUGGAGACAGAGCUGCAGAAAAGCAGGAGAGAGCCACAAGAACUGGGCAGUGCCUGCAGUAGUCAGAGUUUGGUCUUGCCUGUAAUCACAAAAUCUUCAGCAUUACAGGAUAUAGCCAAAAGACAGAAAUGUGGUUCUACAUCAUAUCAGGGACUGGAAGGUUUCUUUGUUGUAGGUGCAAACCCUAAACAAGAAAAGCUGGAGGCACUUUCUUCCCUGGCUGCUGCCUCCAGCCCUAGGGACAAGAGGAUCCAUUUUCCAGGAGAUGGGCAGUGGAAUUCUGGAAGAAGCUUGAGUGAAUAUGCUGAUGACUCUGUAGUUCAGGGUGUUCUGGAAAGUCAAGUGAACAGAGCUGCAAAUGCUGUCCAGGCUCCAGGGAACCUUUCUCCUCUGAUGGCAGCAUGGACACCAUGGCCAGGCCCUGAAAAUAAUUCCAACUUGACUUGUGAAGAUGAAACCUCCUCCAGCAGAGCCUGGGAGAAGAUCUUUGGAAAUGCAGAUUUCCAGAACACCCUGGAGCUGAAAGAUCACGACACAUUUGAUAUUUUUGGGGACUGGGAGGAAAGCCAAAUAGAUUCUGAGGAAGCAAUUCUGGAGGACAAACAGCAGGUUCUGGCAUUGCAGUGAACAUGGAGAGCUCAGUUCAGUCUCUACCUUUGUAUGGUUCAGAACCAAGAAGAUCAAGAGGUGUUUUAAGUGCUGCUGAAGGCAUCAUUUACUAAGGAAUAUUCUGUAAAGAUUUCAUUAAAACUUUUUGAAAAUACCUUGAUUUGGCUUUUUUUUAUUACUAUGAAGAAAGAAUAAAAA